AUGGAAACAAAUGUCAAAAUUAAUUUUGAUGUCACUAGUCAAGAAUAUAGAGAUGUGUUUGUUUAUGACAAUAGCACAAUCACUGGACAACAAGUGGGUAUUGAAUCUUACUGGAGAGAGCUAGAUCAAGGUUUCUAUUCAUUGGAAAUCUUCUUUUCUACCAAUACUGUCACCAUUCUUUUAAUUGCAAUGUGUUUUAUUGGAAAUAUCUUUCUUAAAACUGUGAUUCAUGCAAAGGGACAACAUCAAUCGAAGGGUAGUAAGGUUUUAUUGUAUAUUUUCAAUGGAUUGUCUUGUUUCUUUGGAAUUUCCUUUUUUGUUAUGGUUGUGGUUUUGAGUGUCAUCAGUCCGCUGUUUUGGUUGAAGAUUUUGGAAAGAGAUUCUGGAAAUGUAGUGUUUAUUGUGAUGGCAGCAAUAUUUAUAUCUCAAAUAUGUAUUCAAAGUAUAUUUUCAAUAGUCAAUACUGUGAAAGUCAUUAAGGUUAUUAGAGAAAUGGGUAAAACAGAUACAUCUAGAAGAGCUCUAGUUAAGGUUACUAUUCUUCAACUCAUCCUACUCAUGACAGCUUUCAUCUUUUUAAUAGCAGCAAUUUGUUAUUCCAUUUAUGGAAAUUACUUGUAUUUGGCUUAUUUCAUUCUACUUAAUAUUGGGGUUAUUGUAUUUGUUUCUAAUGAGAAGGGAAGAGGUUUCGCCAGUAGAGGAAGAAGUUUAAAAUCAAUUUUGAGUGGAAAUAUUUCAGAAAAGGAAUCUCAACGAUUGGAUAACUUGUUUGGUGUAGAGUAUUUGGAGGAUAUUUAUGAUGAAUUGAGAACUGGUGAUGUCUUGUUGCAUUCUGGAAAGGGAACUUUCUCAAAAGCUAUUCAAUUGGGAUUUUCAUCGACUUGGUCUCACUUGUCGAUUAUUAUUAGAAAUCCACCGAAAGAAUUAUUGGAAUUGUAUAAGGUUCAAGUUGAUGCUUCAUCAAGAUUUUCAACUGUUUUUGUUGCAGAAUCUGAAACUGAUACUGUGGACAAUAAGGAAGGUGGUGGAAUUCAAUUAGUAGAAUUGAGAAGGUGGUUUAUGGAUUAUUUGGAAAGAGAUCCAACUGAUUUGUGUUGUUUGAGAAGAUUGAACAUUCCUUCAAUGGAUAAUAGACCAAAGGAUGAGAAUAUUGUGGAUCAAUUCCCAACACUUGUUGAUUAUUUGAAGAUUUCCAUUGAUAAGAAAUACGAAACUUCAAAAUCUGAAUUAUUGAAAUGUGUCAUUAAGAGAAAUACUCAAUCCAAUGAUGCUAAUGUAUUCUGUUCUGAAUUUGUGGCUGAAUGCUAUCUUAGAAUGGGUUUAUUGCCACAAAACACAAUUACCUGCAAUUAUGGACCUCGUGACUUUAGUCAGGAAUCUAAUUUGGUUAAUACAGUUCUAUUGAAAGGAGCCAACUUGACAAAAGAAAAGAGAAUUCGAGUAAGAGAAUGGGAUGAAAAGAAUGAUUGGAAUGUUCAACCAUAA
Molecule: messenger RNA, 1485 nt
Organism: Naegleria gruberi
Lineage: Eukaryota; Heterolobosea; Eutetramitea; Acrasida; Naegleriidae
Exons: 3
Coding region: 1-1485 (494 amino acids)
Source: RefSeq, a predicted model, not a curated record